ACACUCCCACCCUUCACUUCUACACCUCAUACCUUAUCACUUCCAUCCAACGACUCUACCUACUACACUUCAGUAUACACCCAGCGUGUAUAACUUUAUCAUCACAACCGUUACUACACACCUCAAACAAUCAACAUGACUGGACGCGGCAAGGGCGGAAAGGGUCUCGGCAAGGGUGGUGCCAAGCGUCACCGAAAGAUCUUGCGAGACAACAUCCAGGGUAUCACAAAGCCCGCCAUCCGACGUCUCGCUCGUCGUGGUGGUGUCAAGCGUAUCUCUGCCAUGAUCUACGAGGAGACCCGCGGCGUCCUGAAGACCUUCCUCGAGGGUGUCAUCCGUGACGCCGUUACCUACACGGAGCACGCCAAGCGAAAGACCGUCACAUCUCUUGACGUUGUCUACGCCCUGAAGCGACAGGGACGUACCCUCUACGGUUUCGGUGGUUAAGCUCUUUUUGUUUUACAUGCCUGUUACGAAUCUUUGCGGUCGACUGCUUGCAGCGCAGGACCUUGUAGGGUGUUUCAUGAUGACAUUGGGUCCGGUUAUUGUUUUUGGGUGUUAUGUAUCAUAAGGGAUUUGGGGGAUUACAUUCGGGGAUAAUCGAAAAUGCCCCUCGAGGCGAUAUUGAUCACCAUGAUACUCAACCAACGUGAUUUGAUGCAAGUGAUAAUACUGCAGACACGCUCGCCUGUGCUUUGCGACCGGUUGUGCAUUGCUAGUGAUAUCGAAAACACGUAGUCCCUGUCGCAUGGUAACGCGUCCUGUCACGCGCCGCACAUAUUCCUGUUCGCAGUGUGUCCGUUUGAAGUCAACCUGGCGAGGCAACACGUA
Molecule: messenger RNA, 831 nt
Organism: Fusarium graminearum PH-1
Lineage: Eukaryota; Fungi; Ascomycota; Sordariomycetes; Hypocreales; Nectriaceae
Exons: 3
Coding region: 136-447 (103 amino acids)
Biological process (GO): nucleosome assembly
Cellular component (GO): nucleosome
Molecular function (GO): DNA binding; protein heterodimerization activity; structural constituent of chromatin
Source: RefSeq, a predicted model, not a curated record